AUAGAGGCACGAGACAGGAUCUUCCAUUCCAUUGUGGGGAAAGAUAAUCAUGGCUAUUGUAGGACCUACGGAAGGGGUGCUCCCCAGUCGUCGGUGUAUUAAAAGGAUUCUGGGCUAUCACAAACAAUCAAUCCAUCAUCAAUUGCUGAAAUCGAGCAACGAAUUGAAGCUUGCCUAACUGAAUGCUUCACUUCACAGUUUGAAAAGCUACAAUAUCACAUGUUUGAGUACAUGGAGUCCAGGAGUUCAGAGGCUAAAGAGUUUCUGGAUACAGCAAGUGGACAUCGAACUGUAAGAGAUCAGUCUAUUGGAGGUGACACCCCGUCGUUGGAGCGAGGUCAUAGAACACCGACACGUUCUCUAGGACCUAUUGAGCAGUUUGGACGAGAAGUAUACUUGCAAACGUCUCGUAUUCCAAAGUGCGAUGUGGGUGAAGGGCUACUUAUUAGUUCAGAUCCUGACAUACAAAUAGAUGGAGAACGAUUGGGUGAAGGCUAUUGUAAAGUAUAUGUUGGUAAAGCAAUAAUACCCCAUGUUCUUUUGGAAAGACCUCGUCCAGGUGUAGACACGGUUGGAGAUGCUCUUGGCCGUUAUAUUGCAUGGAAUAUGUGUGAUGUGAUCAAGAAAGAGAUGAACGAUUAUUGAGUGUGUUCUUUACAAUUUGUAGUCUUUCUCUUAGAGGCUUUGUUUUAUUUUUCAUUCACUCCAGGUGUUUUAGUAUUUUUGUCUAUGUGGUUGAAAGAGAUGGAUGAUAUUGAAUUGUGUUGCUAUUAGGAAUUUGAGAAUUACGGGUUUUGUACAACUUGGUUUUGAAUAUGGAUGAAUGGAUGAUUUCGAUACA
Rhododendron vialii is the source of this 841-nucleotide messenger RNA. RefSeq lists its product as uncharacterized. Lineage: Eukaryota; Viridiplantae; Streptophyta; Magnoliopsida; Ericales; Ericaceae. Bases 220 to 645 code for a protein of 141 amino acids. The record is from RefSeq and is a predicted model, not a curated record. The transcript has 4 exons.